Spodoptera frugiperda (fall armyworm) is the source of this 864-nucleotide messenger RNA. It is a transcript of the gene CPR81, whose product is annotated as filaggrin-like. Bases 1 to 864 code for a protein of 287 amino acids. Gene Ontology annotation, cellular component: extracellular matrix. The record is from RefSeq and is a predicted model, not a curated record. The transcript has 4 exons. NCBI's taxonomy places the organism in Eukaryota, Metazoa, Arthropoda, Insecta, Lepidoptera, Noctuidae.
AUGAUUCGUAAGACAAUAAUCCUGCUGAGCCUAGCACUGUGUGUGCUUGGCGAUGGACAUCACGCGGUUUCAGAACAACAUAUAAAGAUACUUCACAAGGAACAUCACGGACAUCAUGGCGAGCUAUCACAUAUUGGUUCCCACAAGCCUGAGCAUCAUGAAGAAUACGCGUGGUCGUAUCCAUCAUAUGAGUUCUCAUACAGUGUGAAUGACCCUCAUACACAUGACAAGAAAGGACAACAUGAAUCUAGAGACGGAGAUGUCGUUAAGGGCGAAUACUGGCUCAUAGAACCCGACGGUCGCAAGCGCACCGUCACGUACCAUGCGGACAAACAUAGCGGUUUCAACGCUGUCGUCCACUACUCGGAUAAACAUCAUCACAUCGUUGAACAUCACGGCUUCCACGACCAUUCAAAAGAAGAACACAAGGAGGACAAAAAAGAAGACAAGAAAGAUAGCAAAGAAGAGAAGAAAAGCAGCGAGAGUAGCGAGAGUAGCGAAAGUAGUGAGAGUAGCGAAAGUAGCGAAAGUAGUGAGAGUGGCGAAAGUGGAGAGGAAGAUGGACGUGACGGUGAAGAGAGCCGAGGUAAGAGCAUGGGAAUCAUGAGCUGGGGCUAUGGCCCACGCUGGGACCAUGGCAAGGAAUACCAAUUGAAACCCAAUGCUCACAACAGACAAGGAAGCGAAUUCCGAGGCUUUGCCCCAAGGGACUACCGUGACCAGGAGGAAAGCAAGCUUUUGGAGGAGCGUCGCAAGUUCGACCAGCGACGUGGCUACCCGCAACUAAUUAAGCCGUACGCCGCCCGCAUCAAUGAUCGUUUCUACAGACAUAAUCAAGUGCGUAGAACCGACCGACGACACUAA